Messenger RNA from Aureobasidium namibiae CBS 147.97, 2370 nucleotides. RefSeq lists its product as uncharacterized. The record is from RefSeq and is a predicted model, not a curated record. Lineage: Eukaryota; Fungi; Ascomycota; Dothideomycetes; Dothideales; Saccotheciaceae. The coding region runs from base 1 to 2370 and encodes 789 amino acids. Gene Ontology annotation, cellular component: cytoplasm. Gene Ontology annotation, molecular function: oxidoreductase activity. The transcript is spliced from 5 exons.
AUGGCGCCCACAGUCCCUAGAUUGCGCAUCCUGUCAGUCGGCGGAAAUGCCGUCUCUGCCUUCAUGUCAUGGAGACUCUCGGCGACCAACGCAUGCGAUGUCACUCUCGUCUGGAAGAACGGCUUUGAGAAUGUGUCGCAGUACGGCCUCUCGUUCAAAUCCGCUACUUUCGGAAAUGAGAGAUUCAAGCCCAGACAAGUCGUCCGUACACCUGAAGAAGCAGCAAAAUCGUCAAGAGCACCGUACGACUACGUCCUUUUGUGCGUCAAGGCCCUCCCUGACGUGUACGACAUUGCGUCCAUCAUCGAGUCGGUCGUCGCUCCUCAGCACACAUGCAUCUUGAUCAACACAACACACUCCCUCGGCGUCGAGUCAUAUCUCGAGCAACGAUUCCCUACAAACGUCGUAUUGUCUCUUGUGGCCGGUGCCGAGCUCUCACAGAUCGGCGCGAGUGAGUUUGAGCACAAGGGUUCAGCUGAGAUUUGGGUCGGGCCUGCCAACAAGAACCCCUCGAUUCCUGCAUCGAUACAGUCAGAUAUGGCUGAAGCAUUGGCCAUGACCUUGAGCUCCGGCCAAGUUGACUGCAAAGUGUCGACUAACAUCAGACAGCAACAGUACGAGCGCAUGAUUGGUCCCAUCACUUUCCACCCUGCCAGUGUCUUGUUUGAAACGCCCAACCACGCCGAGCUUCUGGAGAAGACAGGUGCUCGUGCCAUGAUCACCGGCAUCAUCGACGAGCUCCUCGUUCUUGCACAAACCCAAGGUUGCGUUUUCCCUGAGAACUUCCACGAGCAGACCAUGGAAGCCAUGAUCCAGCCCACCGCUACCCCCAGUACCAUGUACCAAGAUUUCACCGCCCGCAGACCUCUCGAAAUCGAGACAUUCCUCGGCGCUCCCAUCAAACUUGCCCAAGACAUGGGUGUUUCCGUUCCUCGCAUCGAGACGCUGUACGCUCUUCUUCACAACGCCAACACAUUGAACCAAUCCCGCCCACCUCCUGCAGCUGCAAUCUCACCACCAAACCCUGCACAAACUCCUCGCGUGGGCUCCGGCCCAAAUAUGGGUCCUGGCCCUAAUCAGCGUGGCCCAAUGAACGGUCCGAUGAAUGGUCCGAUGAACGGCGCUAUGCCUGGCCAUCCCGGUAGACCUGGAAUGAUGAGACCUGGAAGCAGAGCCCCCUCCAUGACUGGUGGCCCACCUCCUCAAAUGCGCAGAGGUCCAUCGAUGAACAACGGCUUCGGCCCAUCCAUGAGAAUGAAUGGAAACGGUCACCGUGGCCCUCCUCAGCAGCCAACACGGCGCCCAUCCCUUGAAGACAACGAACUCGAGGAGUUCAGUCACCUGAUGCUUUACGACAACUUGCCAGAGGGCGCUUUGCCCGAAGGCGCAAUUCCAAACGGUGCCGGUCCUGGAGGCGAGAUGGGCAUGCGCGAGAGAGAAUUCGCCCUGCGUCAAAGAGAGCUAGCUCUAAGAGAGCAAGAGUUCAGCAUGAGACGUCGUAUGCCUCCUCCUCCUGCCUCUCACGCUGGAGGCUUCGAUGAUGACGAUGAGGACGGCGAAGACUACUUUGACCCCAUGGCCGCAGGAAGAAACGUCCCCAUGAUUGAUCCUGACAAUUUCGACAUGAUGAGCGUCACCUCGAAACGUGCACGCAAGGCGCCCCCACCUUCCGCUAACCAGCUCCGCAACAACCCGGAGAUGGGUGGUCACCAAAUGAGAGGAGGAGGUGGCGGCAGAGGCAUGUUCGGAAGGCCUAAGGUGCAGAACCGAACCAGUGCUAGACUCAUGUCCGAAAUUCCCAACCUUCAUGACAACCUCAUGGGCAACCCAUUGCUAGGCUACUCGUCAGACAGAUACGGAGGUGUUGAUCGUCACAACCUUGGUCAGGAAUCGAGAACCAACUCACUUACUGCAGAACGCCUGAACGAGCUUUCACGAGGCGGACCUCCGGGACAAGGCCCUUACCCCGGCCCAAUGCCACCCCAGAUGGGCCGACGUGCCAGCAACUCCCCUGGACACCCUCUAGGACCUCCAAGAGGACCUCCUGGCCAACGUCCUUACCCACCAAAUGGACAAAACGGAUACCCGCCCCACAUGAACGGCCGACCUUCUCCUCCAGGCGCUAUGGGCUCGCCAAUGCAACGCCCGAUGGGCCAGCAAGGCCAAGUGCCACAGCAUGUUGAACAGCAGAACGGGGUGAGCCAUCUCUAUCCGCCCAAAAGCGGCCCUCAAGAACGCAGUCUGACAGGUUCCGCGAGCGCUAGCGCGGGGAGUGGUGACAGUAACCACUCGGUGCCCCUUGAUUCCGACCCUUCGGCCCACAGCAGCUCCAGCAGUCUAGGACCUCGCCCGCCUCAAGGCUUCCGAUAG